AUGGAGGAUCAAGCUUGCGAGAAGUGCAAUAAAACCGAUAAUCGUCCAAUGGUGGCUUGCGACGCAUGCGAAGCCUGGUAUCACAUGGAAUGUGUAGGAGAAUCUCCGGGAGUGGAAAAUCGAUCUUUCGAGUGUCCUAAGUGUACUGUCAAGAAGGAUAAACAAGCAAAAAGGGGGAAUAAGCAGAACGCUCCCGCGCCCUCAAAGCCUUGUAAAUAUCAAACCUCUAAAGGCGCAGUGCCUCCCAUCGAGAGAGAUUCUAAUCUGGAAUUUCCGGUUCCAUCUGAUAACCAAGACAACUCGGAGCGAGCAGAAUUUAUCGGUCAGAACGAAGUGGCAACGAACACAUUAGAAACGGUAGGCGAAAACAUAGUCGAAUGUGGUUUCGAACAUUCCGGGAACCGUCUACGAGAUAAGCUAAAACGGUUGGAGAAUGAAAUGAAGUUGAAAGAAGAACAACUAUCAGAAGAGAGAAUAAUUCAGGAGAAGCGGAUCGAGCUGGAGGCGAAGUUAAUGCAGAAGAGACUGUAUCAGCAAAGGGAGCUGAAACAGAAACAGUUGCAUCACGAACGUCUGAUGUAUCAGAAACAGUUGGAAGAAGAGGCUGAGUUUCAACGUCAACAACAACUCUUACGCGAAGAAUUCUCAAAACUCAAAGGCGAUCUGCGAUCUUCUGAGUCGGAAAAUAAAACGACGGAACCCAGUAAUAGCAAUCCGCAACCUGUUCCUGAGUUACAGGAAACACCAAAACGUAACCCGAAAUUAUCAAAAAUUCCAGUACUCACGCGAACAACGCAGGCACAACAGCAAGACGUUCCAAGUGAGGACGGUUCAUCGUCUACGAGUGAUGCAGACAACGACGAGGAGGAAUUCGAAGAGCUCAAUCCAGUACCGCCCGCAAUUCCAACGCAGACGACAAGAACACUAACUUCGUAUGGGUCGGGGCCAAACAAGGCUCAACGUGCUGCUCGCCAAGUUUUAACGAAAAAACUUCCCGUGUUCACAGGUCGGGUUGAAGAGUGGCCGCUUUUCUACAGCAGUUAUGUCAACUCUACGGAUGCGUGCGGCUUCUCAGAGGUAGAAAACCUUGUACGUCUCCAAGAAUGUUUAAGAGGACCAGCUUUGGAUUCGGUACGUAGUCGGCUUCUACUUCCAAAAGCUGUUCCUCAAGUGAUUGAGACCUUGCGUAUGUUAUACGGUCGGCCGGAACAGCUUAUCCAUACUCUGCUAUCCAAGGUCCGAAGAACAGAUGCACCAAGAGCUGAUCGACUAGAAACCUUCAUACCAUUCGGGAUGGCGGUACAAGAGCUAUGCGAUCAUCUGGAAGCAGCAGAGUUGCACGACCAUCUUGUGAAUCCGGUUCUGAUUCAAGAACUGGUCGAUAAACUUCCAGCGUCCACGAAGCGAGAAUGGGUUCAUCAUAAACGCAAUGCUGCAAACGUAAAUCUCCGCACAUUUUCUGAUUUUGCGUCGUCCAUCGUGUCCGAAGCCAGCGAAGUUACACUGAACGUCGAUUCACACUUCUCCACUAAAUUUGAAAAACCGAAACCGAAGGAUAAAGGAUUUAUUCAUGUUCACAGUGGACCGUCAACGAAUUUAUUUCCACUAAGUCCAUGUCGCAUCUGUAAAGCUUCGGGUCACCGUAUACGAAACUGUGAAGAAUUUCGCCGAUUGAAUCUUGCUGAGCGGGUUAAGCUGAUGGAACGCUGGAAGCUGUGUGAACGUUGCCUCAAUGAGCACACAGGAUGGUGCCGUUUCAAGAUUACGUGCAAUGUUGGUAAUUGUCGCUUAAAUCAUCACCCAUUGGUACAUAAAGAUACGACUCCCGUUCCGGUGGUACAACGAGCUACGACUCUGGCCACAGUUAAUGCAGGUCAUCUACACACGCAUCUCGAUGGGAAGCUACCCGUUAUUUUCAGAAUCGUUCCUAUCACAUUGCUUGGUGAGCGAAAAUCUAUCACUACGUUUGCUUACCUCGAUGAAGGCUCGUCAAUGACACUCGUUGAAGAGAGCAUCGUUCGCGAGCUGGGAGUACGAGGAGCGUAUCAGCCGUUGACUCUCCAGUGGACGGGCAAUAUUGUUCGACGGGAAGCUUCAUCUGAGUGUGUGUCAUUCAAAGUUGCUUCCGAUGCAGGAGAUCGAUUAGAUGUGAAAGAAGCACAUACGGUGAAAAAGUUACAUCUACCGAAGCAGCGAGUUAACUUCAAGGAGUUGUCCAAACAUUAUCCACAUUUGGAGGGUCUGUAUGCAGCCGACCAUACUGGAGAGGAACCGAAAAUCCUGAUCGGACUCAACAACGCCUUCUUGCUUGCUCCAUUGGAAUCCAGGGUUGGUAAUGCCAAUGAACCCAUUGCAGUUCGCUCUUGCUUAGGAUGGACGAUAUAUGGCCCUAGAGAUACUGUUUCGACAACUGGUUUUCUCGGUUUCCACAGUGGAUAUACUAACGAGGAUCUUCACCAAAUGAUGUGGGAGUAUUAUCUGAGUCAAGAGCCUCGAACCAUUGUAAGUAAGCUUCCGGAAUCUGCUGAGGACCGCAGAGCACGAGAACUCUUGGAGGCUACGACGAUUAAAAUCGGUGAUCGGUUCGAAACCGGUCUCCUUUGGCGAACAGACGACGUUAAAUUACCAGACAGUUACCCGAUGGCAAUCAAGCGGUUACAGGGACUCGAGCGGCGACUUCUGAAGAAUCCGGAAAUGUACGAUAAAGUGAAACAGAAAAUAAAGGAGUACCAAGUAAAAAAAUAUGCACAUAAAGUAACCCCGGUGGAACUUGCGACGUCUAAUCCGAAUAAAAUAUGGUACUUGCCUCUGAAUGUGGUUGUCAACCCAAGGAAACCACAAAAAAUAAGGUUGGUGCUUGACGCAGCGGCACAAGUAGACGGCGUAUCCCUAAACUCGAAGCUCCUCGCGGGCCCAGACUUCCUGACGCCCCUCCACACCGUUAUUCAACAGUUUCGCGAAAGACAGGUGGCGUACGGCGGAGAUAUUCGUGAAAUGUAUCACCAGUUCCGAAUGAGAGACACAGACAAACACGUUUUGCGUUUUUUGUUUCGGGCUCAUCCAAAGACUGAACCGGAAGUAUAUGUAAUGGACGUGGCCAUUUUUGGCUCAGCAUGCUCGCCUGCGUCCGCACAAUAUAUAAAAAAUCUCAACGCAUCCCACUACGCUGAUCAGUUCCCCGAGGCAGCAAGUGCAAUUAUCCACAAGCACUAUGUGGAUGAUUAUUUUGAUUGUGCGGAUACUGCUGAUGAAGCUAUUGAACGAGCGAAACAAGUGCGUUACAUUCAUAGCCAAGCUGGUUUAGAGAUACGCAAUUGGGUCUCAAACUCGACAGGUUUCCUUGAAGCAAUGGGUGAAUCAACUUCAGGAAGCAAGGUGUCGUUGAAUAACGGCAAAGAGGGUCCUAGUGAGCGUGUUUUAGGAAUUAUUUGGCUGCCCUCCGACGACGUGUUCACUUUCUCCACGACGAUGCGCGCAGACCUGAUGCAUUAUAUGUCAACCAACGAUCGUCCUACUAAACGGAUCAUACUCAGCUGCAUAAUGAGUCUUUUUGACCCAUUAGGUUUGCUAGCACCAUUUACCGUUCACGGGAAAGGUCUUCUUCAACAUACCUGGCGCUCUGGCUGCGAUUGGGAUGAGAAGGUGAACGAUGAGUGCUACGAAAAAUGGUCUCGUUUGCGAAAUGUAUUUCCCGUCAUCAACCAAGUGCUCAUACCCCGGUGUUAUCUGCGAAAUGCCCCAUCAAGCGCAUACAGUACGCUGGAAGCCCACGUGUUUAUGGAUGCGAGUCAGGAUUACUACGGGUGCGCUGUAUAUUUCCGAAUAACUCACCAAGGAAAUUCUCGAUGUUCGCUGGUGGCUGCGAAGACGAAAGUUGGUCCGUUGAAGCCAUUUUCCAUUCCACGAAUGGAGUUGCUAGCUGCAACAUUAGGAGUACAACUGUUGAAUUCAGUAUUAUCAAAUCACAACAUCAAACCUACGAAACGUGUUCUAUGGACUGACUCAUCAACAGUGCUGCAUUGGAUAGCCGCAGACCCGCGAAAAUUUAAACCGUUUGUCGCGUAUCGAGUCGGCGAAAUUCUGCAGGAAACAAGUAUAAACGAGUGGCGUUAUGUACGCAGCAAAUUAAAUAUUGCAGACAUCCUAACUAAAUGGAGCAAUCAUGCUUCACUAGAGCCCGAUGGUCCCUGGUUCUGUGGUCCGGAUUUCCUCCAACACUCGGAGGAAGAAUGGCCAUCUUACAACCGCCCUCCGCCAAGUCUCGUUUCAGAGCUCAGAGUUCUCAACAUGUUCCACACAAAGGUGGAUAAUAUCCUGUGGAUCGACGCUUCCAGAAUAUCCAAAUGGAACAUUUUAUUACGUUCGGUUUGCUGCGUGAUCCGAUUCAUUUCAAACUGUCGCCUGCGAAUUCAACGAAAACCUAUCGAAGUAUUGUACGUUCCAGAGAUGUCAAAACUUGUACGGCGUUCAGUUUGUUCGAUCAUCGUACCCCUAAAACAAGAAGAGUAUGAGAUUGCCGAACAAGUGCUCUGGAGGCAAGCACAACGAGAUUUUUAUGGAGAUGAAAUAAGUACCCUGUUGAAAAAUCGUCAAUUAGCCCGUGAACAGUGGAUACCGAUUGAAAAGUCAAGUAAGCUGAAAAAACUGUGUCCGUUUCUCGAUGAGCAUGAUGUUUUGCGCGUGGAUGGUCGAACCAGCAUGGCGGAAUUUGUUCCCUUUGAUACCAGGUUUCCCAUUAUAUUGCCGAGGGAUCACAUCAUCACAUAUCGAAUCGUCGAGUUCUACCAUCAGCGAUAUGGACACGCAAAUAAAGAAACGGUAUUCAACGAAGUUCGUCAGCGGUUUUCGAUUUCAAAGCUAAGAGCAUUGGUGGCAAAUGUCGCAAAAAGUUGCCCAUGGUGUAAAGUGCGCAAUUCUCGUCCACAUGUGCCAAGAAUGGCUCCGUUGCCAAUAGAACGUCUAACCCCAUAUGUUAGGCCGUUCAGUUACGUGGGGGUGGACUAUUUCGGUCCUAUUGAGGUCACUGUGGGUUAUCGUAGGAUCGAAAAACGGUGGAUUGCCCUAUUUACCUGCUUGAAUGUGCGUGCAGUUCACCUCGAAGUGGCUCACCGCUUGAAUACCGAAUCGUGUAUAAUGGCCAUUAGACGAUUUGUUGUGCGACGAGGACCUCCAAUAGUUAUCUUUUCUGAUAAUGGAACUAACUUUAAGGCUGCAAAUAAUGAGCUGCAGAAUCAGAUCCAACUUAUCGAUACUGCAUGUGCCAAUGUGUUCACCAACGCAAGAACGCGAUGGUGCUUCAAUCCGCCCUCCGCACCCCAUAUGGGGGGCGUAUGGGAGCGCAUGGUGCGCACAGUUAAAGAGGUAAUGAAGACGCUGCAUGAAAGACAUCGCCUUAACGACGAGAUACUGCUAACAGUUAUCGCUGAGACUGAAGAAAUCGUCAAUGCCAGACCGCUCAUCUAUCUUCCUCAGGACUCCGUGGAAUGUCAAGCCAUAACACCGAAUCAUUUUUUACGUGGUACUUCGUCAGGGCUCCAAGAUCCAGUGAUCGCACCAACUAGCGAAGCAGAAGCAUUGCGCAAUGCGUAUUUUCGCUCGCAACUGGUUUCGGAUGAGCUGUGGAAGCGUUGGCUGAAGGAAUAUCUGCCGUCGUUAAACGCGCGGACCAAAUGGAUGGAGGAGACUACCCCUUUAGCUCCUGGAGAUUUAGUUUUCAUCGUUGACGACUCUAACCGUAAUGGGUGGAUACGGGGAGAAAUACAGGAAGUAGUUGAAGGUCGUGACGGUCGCAUACGACAAGCCAAGGUGCGCACUGCGAAUGGGAUAUUUCGGCGACCAGUGAGCCGGUUGGCUCGAAUCGAAAUUAUGUCGGUUGGUAAAUCUUGCCCAAAUGAAGGUUCCGGACAAGGUUUACGGGUCGGGGAUUUGUUGAAACCGCUGGGCACAAAUUUAAAAUUGACACCCGAAAAUGUCAAAAAACCCGAACAAUAUAAAAACUGA
This is a messenger RNA of Toxorhynchites rutilus septentrionalis, 6000 nucleotides long. RefSeq lists its product as uncharacterized. The transcript has a single exon. The coding region runs from base 1 to 6000 and encodes 1999 amino acids. Lineage: Eukaryota; Metazoa; Arthropoda; Insecta; Diptera; Culicidae. The record is from RefSeq and is a predicted model, not a curated record. Gene Ontology annotation, biological process: DNA integration. Gene Ontology annotation, molecular function: nucleic acid binding.